This is a messenger RNA of Nematocida minor, 1113 nucleotides long. Its product is annotated as ethanolaminephosphotransferase. The record is from RefSeq and is a predicted model, not a curated record. Gene Ontology annotation, cellular component: membrane. Gene Ontology annotation, molecular function: phosphotransferase activity, for other substituted phosphate groups. The transcript has a single exon. Bases 1 to 1113 code for a protein of 370 amino acids. Lineage: Eukaryota; Fungi; Microsporidia. Gene Ontology annotation, biological process: phospholipid biosynthetic process.
AUGUUAUUUGACAAAAAUAGAAUGGAUGCUCUGCUGAAGUACAAGUUCAAUGGCCUCGAUAGAUCUCUUCUGUACUACCACUGCAGCCUCAAGUACUGGGAUCGGAUAUUGAAUGUAAUUCCCAAGUGGGUUGCUCCAAAUGCGAUCACUCUCAUGGGGUUCAUUGCCAUGUUUAUCCAAACAGGAUGUGUUUUGUACGCUGAUCCUAAUCUCCUGGGCGGCAAGAAGUGGCUUCCCAUGAUAAGCGCCAUUGUAAUGUGGUUCUAUUCCACGAUGGACUGCAUCGAUGGCAUGCAGGCAAGGAAAACAGGUGCUAAGUCGCCGCUAGGGCAGCUCUUUGACCACGGCGUAGAUUCAGUUGUUUGCACUUUUAUAAUGCUGUGCAUCUCGUCUGCAAUAGGACUGAAAAACAAAAAAACAGUUUUCUUCCUUUUGGCAUCUGCACAGACAAUUUUCUACUGGGUCACAUCGAAAGAGUACUACACUCAUCUGUUUUAUCUUGGGCUUAUAGGGCCCACUGAGGCCAUUGCAAUUGGCUGCAUAUUCCUCCUUGUCCUGAGCAUUGUCGGAAGAGAGAAGGUUUUGCACCCUACAGUUUGGAUAUCGAAUAAUUUAGACCUUAUCAUUCAGGGAGUGUGCUUUUUGAUAUGGGCUAUAGGCACAGUAUACUACAUUGUGGAUAUAUGGAUUAGCACCAAGUUUGGAAUUACCCAGGACAUGUCGUUCUUGCAGAAAAACAUGAUUCUGUGGCCGCAUGUUCUGUUUGUUCUUCUUCAGGUGCUCAGUGUGCUUUCUGUUGUAACGUCAAACAGCAUCAACCUCAACACUGUGUUCUACUCUUAUAUUUCUAUAUGCACUGUCUGUUUUUCCUUGUUUACCACCCUCAUAAUAUUCUCGCACCAGACUGCGUCGCCUAUUGAAAUACCGUCCUUAAUUAUCUUUCUAGCAGCUAUGGCAAAUCUGUCGAUUGUGUUUGUCUCAGCAAAGAAAAUCUCUCUUGUCAUCACUGUACUUAAUGCAAUCUCUGUGCUGUACUACCUUUCGUAUGUCACAAACAUUAUUGAUGGAUAUCUUACCACCUUACGAAUUCCCUUCUUUUUUAACAACUGUUGA